Molecule: messenger RNA, 8931 nt
Organism: Nerophis ophidion (straightnose pipefish)
Lineage: Eukaryota; Metazoa; Chordata; Actinopteri; Syngnathiformes; Syngnathidae
Exons: 6
Coding region: 123-1289 (388 amino acids)
Source: RefSeq, a predicted model, not a curated record
CACGUUGCUCGGCUCUGCGCAACGUGGGUGUGAGUGUGUGUGCGUGUGUGUGUGUGUGUUUACAGAACAUCCAGACCGCGGUUGGAAGGACAUAUCCUCAGGAACCUCUUUUUUUGGAUCCUAUGGGGAUUCUUAUAACCGCAGUUUGUGUGUUGGCAGCCGCGGGCGUGGGAUGUCGGCCAGUAGUCUCGCCUCUUAAUGAUGCAAAGGUGGAAUGUAUUGUUCAGGAGACGCUGAAUGGAGGUGGGGCGCCACGUGGCUGUGCCCCACUGCUAGCAGCCGAACUUGAUGAAGUGCAGAGACACCAGGGACUCCUCCGGGAGCUGCAGAGGCUUGCUGAUGACGAGAAGGACGAAGCGAGGGAGAGGUAUGAGUACAAUCUGGCUGAUGAGGAGAGCGACCUGCAGCUCAAGGAUGGAGAGAGAGACAAAACGACCGAGGAAGACGAGCCCAAGAAGAGGGAGAUGGAGGAGCCGAGGGUUGAUGAUACGGGGAUUCAUGAUGAAGAAGAACGAGCAAAGGAACUCGAGGAGCUUCUAGCUGAAGAAAUCAGCAAGAAGGAGAAGGAGGAGAGAAAUGAUGAGGAGCUGAAAGAGCUGCUGAGAGAGUUGAAGAAGAAGCGUUACGAGAUGAAGGAAAGAGGGAGCCAGAAAGGUUCUGGAAGUGGUCCGAAGGAGGAAGAAACCAAGGAAAAAAUGGCGAGAGACAAAGAGGAAGUUCAGAAGCAGAUGGACCAGAGGAGGAACGAGGUGGAGCUGAGCGUGGAAAAAGAGAAGGUAGAGAAAGAACUGAAGGAGCUGAAGACUAAGAACAAGCCAGAAGAGGAGAAGGAGAGGAAGGAGAAGCAGGAGGAGCUGGACGAGCUGCUCAGGAAGAUGGAGCAAGUGCAGGAGGAAGCGCAGGCGGAGAAGAGUGAGGAUGAUGGCGUGCAGCGGCAGGAGGAAGGGGCGGAGGAGCCUCGAGAGGCGGGCGAGAAGGAAGUGAAAAGCAAAGAGGAGGAGGGAGCGGUGGGGGUGAAGGAGCCGCCGCAGAAGAGAGUGAUGGAGAAAGCCAGCGAUGAAGCCACUCGGCAGUUUGAGCGGGAGAGACUAAAGGAGGAGGAGGAGGAGGAGAAUGAAGACGACGAGGACGAGUAUGUCAGAGAAGAUGACGACGGGAGGGUGGACGGUGAUGAUGAUGAUGAUGAUGAUGAAGGUGACUUGGACGACGAUCAAGGGGAGGAGCUGCUGGAGAUUGAAGCCCAGUUACGCGAAGUUGCUGCAGAGCUGAGGGAGCUGCGCAGAGGAUAAACACACACAUUCACAUCCGUAAACUGACAAAAUGCAUUGUGGCAUUUUUGUUAAAGCAUUCAGAUUAGGGCUGGGCGAUAUGGCCUUUUUUUUUAAUAUCGCAAUAUUUUUAGGCCAUAUAACGAUAUACGAUAUAUAUCUCGGCAUUUUGCCUUAGCCUUGAAUGAAUACUUGAUGCGUAUAAUCACAGCAGUAUGAUGAUUCUAUGUGUCUACAUUGAAACAUUCUUGUUCAUACUGCAUUAAUAUAUGCUCAUUUUAAACUUCCAUGCAGAGAAGGAAAUCACAAUUAAGUCAAUUUACCAAAACGUAUUUAUUAAAGUUAUUAGCAGGUGACUUUUCAAACGAUGCUACAUAUUAGCAGUAAUGCUACUUAUGGUAGCGACGUUUGUGCCCCACACUUGACAAAUUAAAAUGGUCUAUUCGACAUAUUCCCGCUUGAAGCCGAACCACCGCCAGACGAUGGACCCCCUGCUGUUUUUCUUGCGAAUUAAUUCUUCCUUUCUUUGUUACCAGAUUUGCACCUUCUUUCUCUCAUAUUACCACUCGCACAGCUUCGCUAGCAUCACAGCUAAUGUUACCCAUGCUGCUACCUCUCCGCUGGGCGAGGGCGUAUACGUAUGUGACGUAUGACGUGACAGUAUGUGACGUAUGUAAGAAGGUGCACUUAAACUCUGUGAGAAGGAGACACAAGAAGGAGUGGGAAGAGCCUGUAGAGCAGGGGUCACCAACGCGCUGCCCGCGGGCACCAGGUAGCCCGUAAGGACCAGAUGAGUAGCCCGCUGGCCUGUUCUAAAAAUAGCUCAAAUAGCAGCACUUACCAGUGAGCUGCCUCUAUUUUUUUAAAUUGUAUUUAUUUACUAGCAAGCUGGUCUGGCUUUGUUCGACACUUUUAAUUCUAAGAGAGACAAAACUCAAAUAGAAUUUGAAAAUCCAAGAAAAUAUUUUAAAGACUUGGUCUUCACUUGUUUAAAUAAAUUCAUUUAUUUUAUUAAUUUGCUUCUUAUAACUUUCAGAAAGACAAUUUUAGAGAAAAAAUACAACCUUAAAAAUGAUUUUAGGAUUUUUAAACACAUAUACCUUUUUACCUUUUAAAUUCCUUCCUCUUCUUUCCUGACAAUUUAAAUCAAUGUUCAAGUAUUUUUUUGUUGUUGUAAAGAAUAAUAAAUACAUUUUAAUUUCAUUCUUCAUUUUAGCCUCUGUUUUUUUUCGAUGAAGAAUAUUUGUGAAAUAUUUCUUCAAACGUAUUAUGAUUAAAAUAAAAAAAAAUAAUUCUGGCAAAUCUAGAAAAUCUGUAGAAUCAAAUUUAAAUCUUAUUUCAAAGUCUUUUGAAUUUCUUUUACAUUUUUUGUUCUGGAAAAUCUAGAAGAAAUAAUGAUUUGUCUUUGUUAGAAAUAUAGCUUGGUCCAAUUUGUUAUAUAUUCUAACAAAGUGCAGAUUGGAUUUUAACCUAUUUAAAACAUGUCAUCAAAAUUCUAAAAUUAAUUUUAAUCAGGAAAAAUUACUAAUGAUGUUCCAUAAAUUCUUUUUUCAAUUUUUUCUGAAAGAUUCGAAUUAGCUAGUUUUUCUCUUCAUUUUUUCUGGUUGAAUUUUGAAUUUCAAAGAGUCGAAAUUGAAGAUAAACUAUGUUUCAAAAUUUAAUUAAAAUUUUUUUUUCGUGUUUUCUCCUCUUUUAAAGCGUUAAAUUAAGUGUUUUUUUUAUCAUGUUUUAUUCUCUACAAAAAAACUUCUGUAAAAGGAAAAAAAAAUGUACCACGGAAAUACCCAUUUUUCUAUACAUAUAGAUUUAUUUAUUAAAGGUAAAUUGAGCAAAUUGGCUAUUUCUGGCAAUUUAUUAAGUGUGUAUCAAACUGAUCGCCCUUCGCAUUAAUCAGUACCCAAGAAGUAGCUCUUGGUUUCAAAAAGGUUGGUGACCACUGCUGUAGUGUAAUGCCCGCAGCUAAAAGCAACUGCGUGAGAACGUAUACUCGAAUAUCACGAUAUAGUCAUUUUCUAUAUUGCACAAACCCGCGAUAUAUCGCGUGUAUCGAUAUAUCGCCCAGCCCUAAUUCAGAUCAUUUAUUACUUUUUUCCCCAUUUCAAAUUGCAUUGGAAAAUGUUCACUCUCACAUUUUGAUAUGUGUCGCUUCCUAGCUGUUGAUUUUAUUCGAUGUUUUUUGUGUGGCGCUCUGUAACCUGUACAGUAAUUGUAUGAUUGCCAGGUGAAGUUUACUAACUGCCACAGAAGCAACACAUGCAACACUUUUCAACACACCUGUAAGUCACGUGUCUAAUUCCCUACAAGCAAUCAGUGUCAAUGUCUAUUCUGUGCAAUAAUUGAUAGCUAUGUGUACAAUGUUACGACUGUUAUGUAUAAUUGAUAUUUCUACCAGUAGAUAUGUCAUUUAUUCUUUAGUAAAUGAGGAAUGUGCUACAUUUGGCUCAUGCACUGUUAAAAUCAGACUGUUUUUAGGGACUUUCUACCAAAUCAAUGGCUUUUGCUCGUCAUAACGAUCUUAGAAUAACCUGGAUUUCUGUUUUAGAUAAAGGGACUGUGCUGAGAUUUUAACCCCCCAAGUCAUAGAAAAAUCAUGAAAUUAGUCCCACGUCUGGCAGGGAAUCCCAAUAAUACUACUUCCUGUGAAGCAUGUGAUUUAUGCAUGGGAUAUUCCACAUUGUUUAGCAGGGGUGUGCUAGUGUAACAGGACUGAGUGGAAACCCAGGUACACAACCAAUGUGUCACCUUUCUGUGGCUUUUAAAUGAUUAUAUGGACAAGCGGUAGAAAAUGGAUGGAUGGAUGGAACGUUAAAGGCCUACUGAAAUGAGAUUUUCUUAUUUAAACGGGGAUAGCAGGUCCAUUCUAUGUGUCAUUCUUGAUCAUUUUGCGAUAUUGCCAUAUUUUUGCUGAAAGGAUUUAGUAGACAACAUCCACGAUAAAGUUCGCAACUUUCGGUGCUAUGAGAAAAGCCCUGCCUCUACCGGAAGUCGCAGACGAUGACGUCGCAAGUGUGGGGGCUCCUCACAUAUUUACAUUGAUUUUAAUGGGAGCCUCCAACAAAAAGUGCUAUUCGGACCGAGAAAACGACAAUUUCCCCAUUAAUUUGAGCGAGAAUGAAAGAUUCGUGUUUGAGGAUAUUGAUAGUGACGGACUAGAAAGAAAAAAAAAAACGCGAUUGCAUUGGGACGGAUUCCGAUGUUUUUAGACACAUUUACUAGGAUAAUUCUGGGAAAUCCCUUAUUUUUCUCUUGUGUUGCUAGAGUUUUAGUGAGUUAAAUAUUACCUGAUAGUCGGAAGGGUGUGUCCACGGGUGUCUUGACGCCGCAGUGUCUCAGGGGAGUCGACGGCAGCUAUGGACGGCUCAAGCUCAGCUUUUCUCCGGUAAGAAGCGACUUUUUAACCACAAUUUUCUCACCGAAACCUGCUGGUUGACAUUCCGUCGCGUUUCAUGUUCGCUUGACCGCGCUCUGAUCCAUAGUAAAGUUUCACCUCCAGGAAUUUUAAACAAGGAAUCACCCUUUGUUUGUGUGGCUAAAGGCUAAAGCUUCCCAACUCCAUCUUUCUACUGUGACUUCUCCAAUAUUAAUUGAACAAAAUGCAAAAGAUUCAGCAACACAGUUCUCCAAAAAUACUGUGUAAUUAUGCCGUUAAAGCAGACGACUUUUAGCUGUGUGUGUGCGUAGCGCUCAUACUUCCUAAAAACCCGUGACGUCUUGAGUACACGUCAUCAUUACACGACGUUUUCAAGACGAAACUCCCGGGAAAUUUAAAAUUGCAAUUUAGUAAACUAAAAAGGCCAUAUUUGCAUGUGUUGCAAUGUUAAUAUUUCAUCAUUGAUAUAUAAACUAUCAGACUGCGUGGUGGGUAGUAGUGGGUUUCAGUAGGCCUUUAAAGUUGAUAUUUAGGUAGCGGGGACACAAAACAAAUAGUUUGGAUGAGUCUUUUCAAUUCUAAUGACAAUCAUAUUCACAUGCAGGGCAUGUUGCUUACUAGAAACAAAUAUUUUACAUUUUGUUUUGUAUGGGGGGGCCAAAUGUAAAAAUUCAAUCACACUUUUUUUAGCUGAUAUAUUUUUAAUAUUUAUCUAACUUUUCCCACAUUUAGUGACUCAUCAGGAAUACUGAUGAGUCGCUACCUAGCGGCGCCACUUGUCUCACAUUUACCUUUAAUUCUUUUUAUUUCCAUUUCAAGUAAAAAAUUAAGUAUUAAAUUCAAAUUAAAAAAUUGAAAUAUUAAAUCUAAAUGUUAAAUGUAAAUCUAAAUGUUCAAUUUAAUUUUAAAUAUAAAUGUGAAGUCUAAAUGUACUGUAGGUGUUUAAUCUAAAUGUUAAAUCUGAAUGUUGAAUCUGAGAAUUAAAUCUAAAUCUAAAUGUUAAAGCUAAAUGUCAAAUCGAAAUCGAAAUGUUAAAUAUAAAUGUCUAAUCUAAAUGGCUUGCCGAUGAAAAGCUAAAUAUUAAAACAAUAAUAUAAGUUAAAUAUUUACUUUCACACUUGUUGAGCCAUUUAGAUUUUGAUUCAAUAUUUAGAAUUUACAUUUAUUUUUGACAUUUAUAUCAACGUAUAAAUGUAUAUUAAAACAUUUAUAUCAAACGUUAUUCAAUAUUUUUAUUCAGUUUUAAGAUUUAGAAAUACAAUCCGGAACAUUUCAAAUUUAUAUUCAACAUAUACAUCAACAUUUAAAUUUCGAUUUAACAUUUACAUUUAACAUUUAAUAUUUUCGUUUAAGAUUGUAAUAUUAGUAGAUUAAAGAUUUAAAUUUAAAAUUUGAAUUUGGAUUCAAUAUUUAGAUGUAAUAACUUAAAUUUAGAUUUAACAUUUAUAUCAAACAUUACUCAAUAUUUUGAUUCAGUUUUAAGAUUUCGAAAUACAAUUCGGGAACACUUACAUUUAUAAUCAACAUUUAUAUCAACAUUUACAUUUAGAUUAAACAUUUAUAUCUAACAUUUACUAUUUACAUUUAAGAUUUUAAUAAUAUUAGAUUCAAGAUUUAGAUUUAACGUUUAGAAUUAGAUCCAAGAUUUACAUUUAACAUUUAGAUUUGGAUUCAACAUUUAGAUGUAACAUCUUAAAUUUAGAUUUAACAUUUAUAUCAAACUUUAUUCAAUAAUUAGAUUCAGUUUUAAGAUUAAGAAAUACAAUUCUGGAACGUUUAUAUCAACAUUUAAAUUUAGAUUUAACAUUUAUAUCUAACAUUCUUAAUAUUUACGUUUAAGAUUUUAAUAAUAAUAGAUUCAAUAUUUAGAUUUAACGUUUGGAUUUAGAUUCAACAUUUAGAUGUAACAUCUUCAAUUUAGAUUUAACAUUUACAUCAAACGUUAUUCAAUAUUUAGAUUCAGUUUCAAGAUUUAGAAAUACAAUUCCGAACAUUUAUAUAUGAAUACAAUAAGUAUAAAUUUAUAUAGACAUACAAUUCGGAACAUAUAUAUAUAUAAAUGUUUCAGAAUUGUAUUUCUAAAUUUUGAAACGGAAUCUAAAUAUUGAAUAACGUCUGAUAUAAAUGUAAAAUCAAAAUUUAAGAACUUUCAUCUAAAUGUUGAAUCUAAAUCUAAAUGUAAAUAUUGAUAUAAAUGUUAAAUAUAUUUAACAUUUAAAUGUUGAUAUAAAUGUUAAAUAUGUUUAGCAUUUAUAUCAACAUUUAAAUUUAGAUUUGACAUUUAUAUCUAACAUUUUUUAUAUUUACAUUUAAGAUUUUUAAUAAUAUAGAUUCAAGAUUUAGAUUUAACAUUUAGAUCAUUUAGAUUUAGAUUCAACAUUUAGAUUUAACAUCUUAAAUUUAGAUUUAAAAUUUAUAUCAGACCUUAUUCAAUAUUUAUAUUCAGUUUUAAGAUUUAGAAAUACAAUUCGGAACAUUUAUAUUUAACAUUUAAAAUUAAAUUUGACAUUUAUUUCCAUUUAACAUUACAUUUCGAUUCGACAUUUAUAUCCAACAUUUUCAGUAUUUACAUUUAAGAUUUUAAUAAUAAUAGAUUCAAGAUUUCAAUUCAACAUUUAGAUUUUGAUUCAACAUUUCGAUUUAACAUCUUUAAUUUCGAUUUAACAUUUACAUCAAACGUUAUUCAAUAUUUGGAUUCAGUUUCAAGAUUUAGAAAUACAAUUCGGGACAUUUAUUUAUAAACGUCCCAAAUUGAAUAACGUUUGAUGUAAAUGUUAAAUCGAAAUUUAAGAUGUCACAUCUAAAUGUUGAAUCAAAAUUUAAAUGUUGAUAUAAAUGUUAAAUAUAUUUAACAUUUAAAUGUUGAUAUAAAUGUAAAUAUAUUUAACAUUUAUAUCAACAUUUAAAUUUAGAUUUGAUAUUUAUAUCUAACAUUUUUAUUAUUUACAUUUAAGAUUUUUAAUAAUAUAGAUUCAAGAUUUGGAUUUAACAUUUAGAUCAUUUAGAUUUAGAUCCAAUAUAUAUAGUGUUGGAUCCGCUUUGGACUGGACUCUCGCGACUGUGUUGGAUCCAUUGUGGAUUGAACUUUCACAGUAUCAUGUUAGACCCGCUCGACAUCCAUUGCUUUCCUCCUCUCUAAGGUUCUCAAAGUCAUUAUUGUCACCGACGUCCCACUGGGUCAUUAUUGUCACCGAUGUCCCACUGGCUGUGAGUUUUCCUUGCCCUUAUGUGGGCCUACCGAGGAUGUCGUGGUGGUUUGUGCAGCCCUUUGAGACACUAGUGAUUUAGGGCUAUAUAAGUAAACAUUGAUUGAUUGAUAUAGAUUUAACAUAAAUUUAGAUUUAACAUUUAUAUUAAACGUUAUUCAAUAUUUAGAUUCAGUUUUAAGAUUUUGGAACACAAUUUGGAAGUGAGUUAGAUGUGAGAAAAGUGAGCUGAAUAUAUACAAAAUAUAUUAUUAAGCUAUGCAGUGUUACUGAUUUUUUACAUUCGACACCCACUAAUUUUAUCGGACAGUUGAUUUACCAGGGAUGCAAAUGGCGUUGAUUUGGUGGAAUGGCCCUGAUAGCGUUGAAAAGUGACACAAAACAACACAAAUGGCAUUUGUCAGCCGCUGAGAUGCACUUGUAUGUUGAAGCGAUGUACUUAAAGCUUACCAGGUUUCAAAGUGUCACUUCAGGUUCAGACAGCUUUGCACUCUUAACAAGGCCAAGGAUGAGGCGGGGGAGUAAAGAGACACUCAAGCCAUUUUUUUUCACAACAAACACUAAAUAUUGUGACGUCACCGUUGCAGUUCUUGCUGUUUUGACAUUGUCCCAAUGUGAAUAUCCCAGCGCCAAGGUCACACAAAGUGUGCACCAACGGCGCCCCCAAGAGGACAUUGCUGACAUUGCACACACGAAUAAACAGGGUUACCAACUGAGAUGCACUUAUUUGCAAUAGCACAAUGUAGACCGCAAUAAUAAUUAGUAAGCGGGUACUUCAAUAAGUCAUUUAAGUGCACUGGCUGUGCUAACUUAUCUUUUUUUUCCCUACAAAGCCAGGACACAGUAGUGAUGAUCCAUUCCAAAGAUGAGAUGCUUGUUCAUUUCACAACUAAACUACUAUUAUGUACUUGUUGUUUUGUAUUGAAGUGCAAAGUUGUAUAUUAAAAACCAGCAAGAUAGAAAUGACGCUUAAGAUUAAGGAGAAAAGAUAUUUGUAAUAUUACUGGUCACUAAAAGUGCUGUAUUUUGUGACUGCUGUGUCUUCAAUGCUACCUGUCAAUCAAUAAAAGUAUAUGAAACACGUUUA